AAUCUACAGGGCUCCGCUUUAACCCAACGUGGCGUUGCCUAGCGUUGCUUAGCAACGCACUGUCAACCACCUUUUCCAAAACACCAGCUAAAUUUACGGUCUGGUCCUUCUGGCCGAGCUGCAUUGUAGUUAUAAAACUUAAACCUGUGAGGCUACAGAAUGGGGAAAAAAGUAAAGAAGGAAAGUAAUAGCCCAUACAAGGAAACGUUUGAAUCCAAUUUAAACGUUGUGAUCAAAACCCCAGCAACAGCUGUGUUACUGCUAAGAUCUCCAGAAGAAGACAUCCUAAUCAAAGCCUGCGAACUAAUCUACACAUUUGCAGAUAAAGGAGACGAGAGCAAGGUUUCUCUGCUUGGACUUGGGGCACUGGAACCACUCUGUCAGCUCAUCACUCACAACAGCAAGCUAGUCAGACGUAAUGCCUUCAUUGCCUUGGGCACAAUGGCCACCAAUGGUGACGUGAAGGUUGCUCUGAGCAAAACAGAUGUGAUUCCCUUAAUUAUAGACAAACUGUCACUUGAAGAUGAUGCAGUUAUCCAUGAGUUUGCAACAUUGUGCCUGGCCUCUCUGUCAGUGAGUUUUACCAGUAAGGCCCAGGUCUUUGACAACAACGGGCUGCCACCUUUAGUUAAGCUUCUUUCCAGCCCAGACCCAGAUGUCAAGAAGAACUCGCUGGAGGUCAUUUUCAACCUAGUUCAGGAUUUUCACAGUUGUUUGGCAAUUCGUGAGUUGGGUGCAAUCCGUCCACUUCUAGAACUGUUGAAUUCGGACUUCCCUGUCAUUCAACAUUUGGCUUUAAAGAUCCUGCAAAAUAUCACCACUGAUAAAGAUACGCAAAUUGCCUUCAGAGAGGAGCACGGGUUUGACAGGGUCAUUGAUAUGCUUAAUAACAUGAGGUUUAGGGAUCUUCAUGCUGAUGCCGUACAGGUAGUGGCUAACUGCUUGUGUGACGAUGAGAGCGUCCAGUUGAUCCACAAAGAUGGAGGAUUAAUUAGACUGAUGGGUUUUUUACUCACGCCCAGCACCCCCGAAAUUCAGUCAAGUGCUGUUAAAUGCAUCGCAAGAGUUGCUCAUAGCUCUGAAGGUUGUAGUGUGCUCCAUGAGCAGAAUGUGGAAAAGGUUCUUGUGGAGCUUCUGUGUGUGGAGGACGUCACAGUGAAAACGUCUGCCUGCCAGGCUGUGGCUGCUAUGAGCUUUCAUCUAGCUAGUAAAGAUCGCUUCAGAGACCUGGGCGGUAUCCCAGUGGUGGUGCAGAGUCUGAGCAGUGAGUGUGCGGCCCUUAGAGAAGAAGCAACGCAAGCCCUCUCCAGCCUCACAUUUAAAAACAAGCCUAGUGUAUUUGCUGUGUUUGAGGUAGGAGGCCAUGAGAUCCUUAUCCAGCGGCUCUGUGAAAGCUGUUCUAGGACGGUCGCCAAGGCCGCUGCCACGCUCUGCAACAUGGCACAAUAUGAAGUCAUCCGCUGCAGCAUCUUGUCCCAUGGAGCCGUACCCGCUUUAGUAGAGCCCUUAAAGUCUACAGAUACACAGGUCCUGGUCAACACCACUCUGUGUCUGGGAGUGUUACUGUGUGAGACAGGAGCAAUGACAGAGUUUAAAAGGGCUGGAGGACUUCAGCCACUGGUCAGUUUGCUGCAAUCCAAUCACAAGGAGGUGCUGCACAACACAUGCUUUGCAGUGAAUGUGUUUGCCAGUGAUAAGCCCUCUGCUGUGGAAAUAUGCAAAUAUGGAGCUGUGGAAAUGCUUCAAGACAUCAAUCAGUCAGUAAAUCGUAGAAGCAGCCUCAGCAAGUUGACCCUGGUAAACCUGCUUAACACCAACCUGUCUCUUAAGUACAAUGUGACAGGUCUUUUGGCUGCAACUGACAUAAUUAGUGAUGGCUUCUAUGAUGCUGGGAAGGCUGAUGCAGGUCACAGGGUUCUGACUCUAGAGGAACUGUCAGAGCAGCCAGUCAACCAUUGUCGACCCAUCAUUGUCAUCAACACAACAGAAAAAAAGACUGAGGUUGACAGACAGGAACACAAGACCAAGACUGAGUCUCCUGCAGAUAAAAUGUGGAACAUGAUUGAUGUCCCAUUGCAAAGUCUUAUUCAAAAAGUCAAAGAAUCCAUUCUUCCACUGCAUGAAAAGGAGCAGUACACUGCCUUGGCCAGGCUGGUGAGUGAAGUCAUGGGUGAUGCAGUGGAGAAGGAAAAGUUGCACGGAUUCCCAUGGGUUUCGCAUCUCAAUGAGCUAAAGUUUCAGCUCCAGUCUAACAUUAUUCCCAUCGGUUCAAUCAACAAGGGGUUCUACUGCCACAGGGCACUCCUCUUCAAGUGUCUGGCCGAUUGCAUUGGAAUGAGCUGCACGCUCGUUAGGGGUGAGUACAACCGGGCCUGGAAUGAGGUGCUGCUCUUUGAAGGGAACCCGCAGCCCUGCCGCUACAUAGUGGACCUCAUGCACGAGCCUGGAAGACUUCUAGCAGCAGGCACUGCUGCAGCUGUGGCAUACCAAACUAUAUAGAAAUAAAAUAAACCAUUUCAUCUAGC
Messenger RNA from Betta splendens (Siamese fighting fish), 2525 nucleotides. It is a transcript of the gene armc3, whose product is annotated as armadillo repeat containing 3. The transcript is spliced from 17 exons. NCBI's taxonomy places the organism in Eukaryota, Metazoa, Chordata, Actinopteri, Anabantiformes, Osphronemidae. Gene Ontology annotation, molecular function: protein binding. The coding region runs from base 160 to 2499 and encodes 779 amino acids. The record is from RefSeq and is a predicted model, not a curated record.